Molecule: messenger RNA, 1666 nt
Organism: Salmo salar (Atlantic salmon)
Lineage: Eukaryota; Metazoa; Chordata; Actinopteri; Salmoniformes; Salmonidae
Gene: kiss1
Product: KiSS-1 metastasis suppressor
Source: RefSeq, a predicted model, not a curated record
GUCGAAAAAGCCAAGGUGACUGAAUAGUUUCAGAAUGAACAAUAUUUCCAUGGUAUGUUGUACAUUUAGAAAGUGUUGUGUGUUACCUAUAUAACAUUUACUUAAGUGAUAAUGCCCGAGAAGCCUGUGUUUGGAAGAUAUACAGCACCGGUCAAAAGUUUGGAUACGUUGACAAGUUGAUAAAUUGCCUGGCUGGGCUAAUAAGACAAUGGGUUGCACAGUCAGAUGGAACAGAGUAAAUAGGCAUUUUAACAUCAUAGAUUUAGCUGGUGGUAACUUGUGGAAUAGACACAGGCUGGAAUGUGGUUUUAACCAGCCUUCAGGAUUAGAAUUCCCAUUAUAUAAUAAUAGAUAUGCAUUUGAUUAUUCAGAAUGUCUAGUGAAUUACCUUUCCACUCCUUUUUGGGGGAAAUGGACUAGCAACUGUAGCCAGUGCUAGUUUGUAACAUCCCAUCCCCCUUUUGUGUAGUUCAAAUACAAGGAACAACAUCAAGAAGACAUUGGGUAUGAGGCUACAUAUUCAUCAAACCAUUUCUCCUUUGCAAUGUUCCAUUAUUUUGUUUAUAGUCCGGAUGAUCUUGACAUGUUACAUUAUUUUGUUUAUUGUCCGGAUGAUCUUGACAUAAAACUCAAUUACCCUGCAUUGUGUGCUGGACGGGUCUAAAUAAAACUUAAUUGGGUCCAAUUCAGAGGAUUCACUUCUGAGAAAUUCUGGCAAUCACCAAACAGAAGAGAGAACAGGGGGAUGAAAGGAGAGAUAGAAAUAAGGGAGGAGGUCCAACAACACCAGGUUACAACACAGGGACGAUGACGCAAGUGGUCACCCUACAAAAGCCCCUUUGGGGUGGGUAGUGAGGACACAGUCGGAGUGGUCUACAUAUCUUUCCUCUUCAGGCAGCUCCACAGGGAAACAGAUACAUUCAACCAAGCGGUGGGUUCCAGGUUAACACCACCAACCAUGCUGCAGCUCACCGUGGUUCUGAUGUUAAUCGCUUCACUAACAGAGACUUUCCCCGCUAGCAGCCUCAGAUACUCCCACUAUACCCAAGGGGAGAGUCCAGACAAUGCAAUGCUAAAGGUCUUGAGAGAUUUAUCCACUGCAUCAACAGAGGGCCCACUCCCUGACAAACUUCCUGCUCUUCUACCCAAUGACGUAGACAAUCCACUGUUAGAGGCGGAACUACCCAGAAGGAUGUGGUGGUGGUGGUUCCCAGCGAAGCCCCACCCACAAAACAGGAUUCGUCAGAAUCGAGCUUGGAGGUCCUCGUACAACCAUAACUCCUUUGGCCUACGUUACGGGAAAUGAUAGUUAUUAGGAUGGGCUCUACGUCUCUCAGUUAUGUAUUUGAUUAUAUUUUGAACAGUGCCUGACAAUAUGAUGUAGGUAGAUAUAUUUAUGUGUAAAAAGCAGACAGAAUUCCAAGGCCUACACUUGAAAUAUUACUAUAUCAUCUAUGACGAUUCAUGACAGCUAUUGAUGACAUUACUUUAUAAUGACUUUAUCAUUUCUUGUUUACAACAGCAGCACUGUCAUGUGUUACCCAUAUAUGUGUGUGUGAACCCUAUGUUUUGCAACAUAUUUCCGUUCUGAUAUCUGUGAUAGUUUUAUGAAUGCGACUGGAAAUCAAAAAGAUGACACCAUUCAAUAAAUGGUCACUGUAAUCCA